AAGACAGUGCCUCCAGCUCACAAAAACACAACUUCUUCUGCUUCCUUCCUCUGUGUACACACUAGGACUAGGGUAAACCACAGUCUCUCCUCUCUUUCUCCGCUUCUGUAUCAUCAAUGUGGUACCCUCAUCAACCUUCUCCUUCUUCCUCCACUCACUAACCAAAUCCACAAUCCAAAACCCUACCUUUCUCCGUCAAUGGCUCUCUUCUUCCUCUUCCUUGUCCUCUUGACUCUUCUUUCCCCAUCUUCUUCUUCCUCUACCAACGACCUUAACUCCUUGACUUACAUCAUCCACGUCGACCACGAAGCUAAACCUUCAAUCUUCCCAACUCACCGUCACUGGUACACCUCCUCAAUUGCCUCACUCACAUCCACCACUCCUUCAAUUAUCCACACAUACGACAUCGUUUUCCAUGGCUUCUCCGCAAGACUCACUAUCCAAACUAAAGAACUGAAGGUCCACAUGGAAUGCUUUGAGGAGUUAUUAUGCACAUUCUCAUAUGGAGCACAACAAUGCACCGCGACCUGCUUAUCAAAGGGGUACGAGACAGGAAACUACCGUCCUCCCUAUAGGAGGCCUGACAAACCUUUCGUUUGUUGUUGUUAUUAUCAAUAGCCAUGAUCCAUUUACUUUUUUAAUUAUGAGAGUCCGUCAAUAUAAUGUGGUUUCUAUGUAAUCAAGAAAAUAUUAAGUGAAAGGUUUAUGUGUUUGUUUUUAGA
Camelina sativa (false flax) is the source of this 722-nucleotide messenger RNA. Lineage: Eukaryota; Viridiplantae; Streptophyta; Magnoliopsida; Brassicales; Brassicaceae. The record is from RefSeq and is a predicted model, not a curated record.